AUAUACAUACACAUAUAUAAUUACAAUAAUCCCAUUGCGCAGAAAUUUAUUUAUAUUUUGCCCUUACAUUCAUAUGUCUUCCAUUGCUGUUCUGCUCCAUCAUCUUCGUGCUCGUAGUGCCAGUAGUUCAUCCGCACAACGGCAGUCUUCUGUUCCUCAUCAUGGUCACCACUUCUCCAGCUUCUCCUUGAGCUUUCUUCCGUUCUUAUCUCCUCAAGAUGACUGACCACAACGUGUUCGUGUUCGGAUCAUUUACAGAGGAUGAGCUUAAAUCCCUGCAAAGUUCCCCAAAAGAGAAUGAUGUAGAAUUUAUGUUUGGUUCUCUGGACUCUGCAACUCUGAGAUCUGUGGGCAUCUUCAACAAUAGACCAAGUGAGAUAGAAAUUGCCAAAAAACAUCAAACAUCACAACUGGUAAACAAAAGGAACACUGAUGAAAUUGUUCAUACUACAGCAAAAGCAUCACAAAGCCUUGUCUCGGUUGUACAUAAAAAUGGAAAUAUUCAUGAUUCAAGUUCUCUUUCCUUUACUAAGGGUAUAAGCGAACAGGAACGAAAAAGUUCAGAACUACCUUUAUCAUUUGUACCCGGAAGUGUUGGUGAACCUCUAGACCAGUCACUACAGCCUUAUGGCACUGAAUCUGUGACUCUAUCAUCUACGAGUCUAGGAAAUGAAGCUCCUGUCAGUUCGUUUGAAGCUCUGGACUUGAUAGAUACCAAAAAUAAUAUUUUCAAUGCAUCAAAUGGACUGUAUACAACUGCAACAGAGUUACUACCUCGAGGUUUAGUCAACUCAGGAAAUUUGUGUUUUCUAAAUGCAACUCUUCAGGCUCUUCUUGCUUGUUCUCCCUUUGUACGUCUCUUGCAGGAGCUAAGAAUGCGCAAUAUACCCGAGAUUGGCUACCCAACUUUACGUGCAUUUGCUGAAUUUAUAUCUGGUUUUGACAUGCCAUCUGACCUGCACUCAAAGAAAAAAGAUGAUAUUCUUUUGGAAACUGGGAAACCUUUGCGACCUGUCAUGUUUGAAUCUGUUCUGAACAAUUUCUCCCCUGACAUGCCAAAUAGCUUCUUGGGCAGACCAAGGCAAGAGGAUGCUCAAGAAUUCCUAAGUUUUGUCAUGCAUCAAUUGCAUGAUGAAUUACUUAGAUUUGAAGGAGAAAUUUCCAUUGUUAAUGGGGGGAAAGUUUCAUUGGUUUCGUCGGUGAGUGACGAAGAUGGUGAUAGUUGGGAGACGGUUGGGCCGAGGAACAAAACUGCAAUUACAAGAACACAGAGUUUUAUUCCGUCAAAAUUAAGUGAGAUUUUUGGAGGCCAAUUGCGAAGUGUUGUGAAGGCAAGAGGUAACAAAGCCUCAGCUACUAUACAACCAUUUCUUCUGCUCCACCUUAAUAUAUGUCCAGAGCCUGUCCGUACAAUAGAGGAUGCACUUCAUCUUUUUUCUGCACCAGAAACACUUGAAGGGUACCGGGCAUCAUCAGCAGGAAAGGCCGAGUUAGUUAGUGCAAGCAAAUCUGUUAAGAUAUUAGAGCUUCCGGAGAUUAUAAUAUUGCACUUGAUGCGCUUUAGCUAUGGAAGCCAAGGGAGCACCAAAUUACUAAAGCCAGUUUACUUCCCUCUGGAGCUGAUUCUUAACCAUGAGCUGCUUGUUUCGCCAUCAACAGAGGGUCGUAGGUAUGAGCUUGUGGCAACAAUAACUCAUCAUGGGAGGGAGCCUUCAAAGGGUCAUUACACUGCCGAUAUCCUGCAUCCUAGCGGCAAGUGGCUGCAUUAUGACGACGCCUCAGUUAUCGCUAUUCCUACCACCAAGGUACUUCAUGACCAAGCUUAUGUCCUCUUCUACAAGCAGCUGUAGGUUUUUAUGCUCCCUCCCAUUUUUCAUUCUACACAAGUGUACCAUGUAGUAGAAGAAGACAUGUUACUGCAUUUUUCUGUUUCGAAAGCUUAUGGUAAUAUGUCGAUUUAUAUUUUGUUACCAUUACUAAAAAAUACUCGGGAACUGUUUUUCUGGGAAAUCUUGUGUAUGGCGGCCUCAUAGGAACAAAAGGCAGAGUUUAUUUAUGAUAUGUGAUCUCCAUUUACAGAGGAUGAUCUUGGUUCAUCAAACUGAAUUAUUUGUUGGUUCUUUAGUUGGGUUAGUAUGUAAUGAAGCAUAUUUUGGAUUGAAGUUUGAUGCAUUUGAAAUCUGUUUUUGUGCUUU
Molecule: messenger RNA, 2195 nt
Organism: Cynara cardunculus var. scolymus (artichoke)
Lineage: Eukaryota; Viridiplantae; Streptophyta; Magnoliopsida; Asterales; Asteraceae
Product: ubiquitin carboxyl-terminal hydrolase 24-like
Exons: 7
Coding region: 219-1850 (543 amino acids)
Biological process (GO): protein deubiquitination
Cellular component (GO): nucleus; cytosol
Molecular function (GO): cysteine-type endopeptidase activity; cysteine-type deubiquitinase activity
Source: RefSeq, a predicted model, not a curated record